CACACGUCACAAGUAGCCAUACAGCUUCACCUUGCGGGAACGCGCCACUGUGCGCGGUCACGCCGACUAUUGUUUUUUUCCACAUCAACAAGGAGAUCACCGGCCAACAAGACAGCAGCCAACUGGGAGACGACGUCUGGGAUUUCUUCACAAUGACGGACGAACAAGAAAUUAUGUGCAAAUUAGAAAACAUCUUGGAAGUCCGGAACAAAACAGUCCAGAUGCAGAAGAUCAAGUCUCGCCUCAAGAUUGAGUUUGAGGCUCUGGAGUCUGAGGAGAAGCAUUUAAAAGAGUACAAGCAAGAGAUGGAUCUUCUCCUGCAAGAGAAGAUGGCGCAUGUGGAGGAGCUGCGGCUCAUCCAUGCAGAUAUAAAUGUGAUGGAAAGCACCAUCAAGCAAUCUGAGAACGACCUAAACAAGUUGCUAGAAACAACCCGGCGCCUGCAUGAUGAGUACAAACCUUUGAAGGAGCACGUCGAUGCACUGAGGAUGACCUUGGGUCUACACAGACUCCCUAAUCUGAACGAAGAAGAGGAGAAGCUCUCGCUGGAUUACUUUGAGAAGCAAAAAGCAGAAUGGCAGAAGGAGCCACAUGAGCCCGCUAUCCCAGAAUCCCUUGCUGCCGCUGCAGCUGCGGCACAGCAGCUUCAGGUUUCCCGGAAGCAAGAUGCCCGCCAGACAGCCACCUUCAGACAGCAACCUCCACCUAUGAAGGCUUGCCUGUCAUGCCACCAGCAGAUUCAUCGCAAUGCUCCCAUCUGCCCCUUGUGCAAGGCCAAGAGUCGCUCACGCAACCCAAAGAAGCCCAAAAGAAAGCCUGAUGAGUAGACUCUGCUCGCUGUUUGCAAUUUACAGGCCCAGUACACUGAUCCAGGAUCUGUCUUGCACACAGAAGUGACAGCUCAACGCAUUAGGACAACUUUGACUAAAUGUAUUAUUAGUACUUAAAUCGCUUUAAACUUACCACUGAACCAGGAUCAGAGGUGUGUGUGUUUCUCUCAUUGCUAUUGGCGUGUUUAUAUGUAACUUCCUCAUUAGGUCUAGCAGCUGUGUAACUGCAAUAACAUUAACAAAACGGUCAGUAUCAUUUUUAGUCAACGUACUGUAUUUUAUUUACUAUUUCUGUGCAUGCGUGCUUCCAUGGUAUUGUGAUUUGUGCCAAAAAAUAGGUUUCAUUGCUAUGUUAAAUUAAAUAUUGUUGUUUACAGUGUUUUUAGUGACCACAGACCUCCAAGGGGUCCUUUGCUUUAAAUUGUGUUGUACGUUUUAGAACAGUGAUAUUACAAAUAAAUGUCUCUUUUUUAACUAAAA
Molecule: messenger RNA, 1310 nt
Organism: Nerophis ophidion (straightnose pipefish)
Lineage: Eukaryota; Metazoa; Chordata; Actinopteri; Syngnathiformes; Syngnathidae
Gene: zc4h2
Product: zinc finger, C4H2 domain containing
Exons: 5
Coding region: 153-827 (224 amino acids)
Biological process (GO): positive regulation of neuron differentiation
Cellular component (GO): nucleus
Source: RefSeq, a predicted model, not a curated record